AACAAUACCCAUUUCCCACUCUCUGCGUUAACAUUAACUACAUCGUGUAUUAGGGAAGUUUUGAUGUAACUGUAAGUGAUGAUUUUGUGAAAAAUGACACUCGGCGUAAAGCAAGAAGAAUAACAUAGAGUGUUAUUGAAACUGGGUGACCAGAAAUUUCAUUAAGGAAAGGCAGAUCCUAGCUGAAUGCUGUGCUCUGUUGUAACAAGAUGCAGAUUUAUGGGGAUAUCAAGCCCAUAAGGUGGAGACAAACUACAUUUUCAUAUGGCACAACAGCAUCCUUUAGGACCUUCUCUUUUGUUUGUAGAAGAACAAACCAGAUAAGUCCUGGACUCCAGUCAAGAAGGGCAAUUCAGACAACAAGACCUCAGAAUGUCAAUCCUUUGCUCGUGGCUGUGCUUCGACCAGUUAGUAAGGUGGCAGCAGUACUGGUUGGCAGAGGUUUCAGAAAAUGGUGGCAGUCACUACCCAAGCAGAAAAGGGAACUGUUUAUACAGCAUUUACACCGUAAUAUAAGGAUUUAUAUUUUUGGGUCCAUCUAG
This is a messenger RNA of Penaeus indicus, 542 nucleotides long. RefSeq names its product metalloendopeptidase OMA1, mitochondrial-like. The record is from RefSeq and is a predicted model, not a curated record. Lineage: Eukaryota; Metazoa; Arthropoda; Malacostraca; Decapoda; Penaeidae. Bases 210 to 542 code for a protein of 110 amino acids. The transcript is spliced from 4 exons.